AUGUUUGGGUCGCAAGGAUUCAGUAACUCUGCCUCUCUGGGGCAAGUUAAUCCGUUUGCAACAACAAAGACAUCUGCCUUUGGUACAUCGGCAUUAGGAGGAAGUUCUUUGACACCAGGCAAUGCAAAUAAAUCAGGUUUUGGAGAUUCGGGGUUUGGCAGUGUUGGAUUUGGCAAUAAAAGUAAAAGCACUAGCUCUGGAUUUGGAAGUGCUGGCUUUGGAAGUGCUGGACUUGGAAGUUCUGGCUUUGGAGGUUCUGGCUUUGGAAGUUCUGGCUUUGGUAAUGCGGGAUUUGGAAGUUCUGGAUUUGGUAGUUCUGGAUUUGGUAAUUCUGGAUUUGGUGGUCAAAGUGGGAAUAACCCAUUUGGAAACACGGGAUUUGCGUCUAAGACGUCACAGCCAUCAUCACAGACAGCGAACUCCAGCGGCGGUGCUUUUGGUUCUAUGGCUCUGCCGUUUUCAUCCUUGGCAAACAAUUCCAACAAGCAAGCAACGGCAUCUCUGAACAAUGCAUUCUCUACACAGUACCUGAAUGCAUUCGCCAAUCAGAGUAACACUUUUGGAUCAAACUCACAGUCAUCCUCCACCCCCGUGAACUCAUCAAGCAAUACGGCCUCGCCAUUCAGUGUCAUGACCUCAAAGACACCACUGACUUCUGCAUUUGGGAACAACAACCCAACUGCUGCUCAACAAGAAACUUCUGCAUUUGGGAACAACAACCCGACUGCUGCUCAACAAGCAACUUCUGCAUUUGGAAGUUUUCCAACAAUACAGGGAAAUCAAACUCAGAAUAAAGAGCAAACAAACUCAUCUUCCUCGCCAUUUGGCUUUUCAUCGGGGUCUUUUCAGAACCCUCCAGCAUUUUCAUUUACAAAAUCUAAACCAAUUGACCAGUCCUCUACGAAACUGCCAAUGGGUUCAGCCCCUCAGAGUUCUCAAGUUGUUGAUACUACAGUAAAGGGAUUAGGUUCAGUAGAUGGAAUCGAUCCAGAUAAUGACGACGAUCUGACCAAACCAAAUUCCACAAAACCUCUCCUGGGGCUAAACUUGGACAAGUAUUUUAUGCAAGCGUUUACUGCAGAUGCUUUUGCUCUUGGUAAGGUUCCAGAUAUACCGCCACCACCGACAAUGUGCAAUUAA
Molecule: messenger RNA, 1140 nt
Organism: Lodderomyces oxycetoniae
Lineage: Eukaryota; Fungi; Ascomycota; Pichiomycetes; Serinales; Debaryomycetaceae
Product: FG-nucleoporin
Exons: 1
Coding region: 1-1140 (379 amino acids)
Source: RefSeq, a predicted model, not a curated record